Messenger RNA from Echinostoma caproni, 1302 nucleotides. Lineage: Eukaryota; Metazoa; Platyhelminthes; Trematoda; Plagiorchiida; Echinostomatidae. The record is from the annotation of a GenBank genome assembly.
AUGGUUUGUGUGAAUUUUUUUCACGACUACUAUUCGUUUGUUUUUUGUAGAUUCCCAAGCGGUAUCCUUUUCGAUGGCGGUCGUAUAAUUUAUUCGGACAAACCGUUACCCGGUCUCGAUUCCGAUGUCAAACAAGAUGAGGCCGAAUUUGAUGAUCCUAUAUCUUUGGAAAAGCGUAAAGUAAAAUACGUAGUAAAGCACACUGGAACGCGCAACACGGCGGAUAUCGUCAAUUUUAUGGAAGGGUCAAAUGGCAAUUCGAUCUGUACCAUACAAGAUUGUUUGCGCGUUCUCGAUUGUGCGUCCAAGUUGGCUUGCAAUGGACCGUUCAUUAGUCUGGGUCGUAUGGCCAUAUUCGACAAAAGUGCCGUCAAAACCAUAGCUAACAAACUGCUGAGCAUACAUCGCGGCUUCGUGCUGACUCUACGGCCUCAAUGGAAACUGCGAAUUAAUAUAGAUAUGACAUUUACAGCCAUGUUCCCAUCAGGUAAUUUGGCGGAUGUUCUGUACGACAAAUAUGGUGACCAAAUGUGUCCCCAACACAGACUGAUUUCUCGGGACAUUGUGGGUUUACGUCUGCUUUCUCCGAAAAUUUAUCGCAAAAAUCCCGGCGGUAUUGACUUUUUCAAGUUGAAAUCAUUAUUUUUCCCCAUUGUAGAUGAACCAUAUGCACGAUUGUUUACGGCGCAUGGUGUCUCCGAGAAGUCUGCUACCCAGAUCAUCAUUCCAGAUACAAAGCAGUCUGUACAACAAUACUUUGAAAGUACUUAUAAAGUACAGUUGAAAUAUCCAUAUUUACCCUGUAUCAAAGUGAAGAAGGAUCGGGAUGUUUUUUACCCCAUGGAGUUGCUGGAAGUUCUCCCAUUUCAGAAGCCCCGAGCUAACCCAGAUUUAGCUGCUGAAAUUAUUCGCUGCGCAGCGGUCCGACCGGGAGAUCGUUUCGGUGAACUAGCCAAAUUUUGUAGAAGCUUGAUCAGUCAACCUGGACUUCAAAGAUAUGGUAUAAAGAUCGAUCCGACAAUGCAAGAAGUGAAUGCCCGAGAGAUCGACCCACCGCGAGCGAAUUUCGGUGGCAGUUUUGAACAGCUGGGCCGCGGCAAAUGGCAAGCUGAGAGAUUUUACCUACCGGCAAAUGCAAAUGGAUCAAUCCGUUUAAUUGUUGUAACUGUUCCACCCUACCGGGUAAGUUCAGGAAGACAAGCAACUGUUUAUUGUUCCUCAUUGGACAUAUUAUUUCAAUAUUCCUGCUAUUCACUUGAUUCAGUCACCACACAUGUGUUGUCCUUGUGGGUCUUGAGUUGA